AUGGAUGUGUUGAAAACAUUGGCUGCUGAAAAGCCAGUGGUGGUCUUCAGCAAGAGCAAUUGUGCCAUGAUCCACUCAGUGAAGGCUCUCAUAAUAGGCUUUGGUACCUACCCUGAAGUUAUUGAGAUUGACAAAAUGCCAAAUGGGCAGCAACUAGAGAGAGCACUGAUUCAGCUAGGUAGCCGCCCGAGCGUGCCUGCGGUGUUCAUAGGACAGCAAUUUAUAGGUGGAGCUGAUGAACUCUUAAUCCUCAAUGUUCAGAACAAGCUUGCCCCAUUGCUUCUAAGAGCUGGAGCUAUCUUUCUCUGGAGCGAGUAG
Molecule: messenger RNA, 318 nt
Organism: Lotus japonicus
Lineage: Eukaryota; Viridiplantae; Streptophyta; Magnoliopsida; Fabales; Fabaceae
Product: monothiol glutaredoxin-S6-like
Exons: 1
Coding region: 1-318 (105 amino acids)
Source: RefSeq, a predicted model, not a curated record